Messenger RNA from Rubroshorea leprosula, 3267 nucleotides. NCBI's taxonomy places the organism in Eukaryota, Viridiplantae, Streptophyta, Magnoliopsida, Malvales, Dipterocarpaceae. The record is from the annotation of a GenBank genome assembly.
AAAAACUGUUCUUCGUCUCUCUCAGAUCUUUUUCUCUUCCUCUCCUCGGAGUUAGAGAAAACAGAUAGCUGCCGCCGAUCUCCAUGGCUGCCGCCGUUAGGUUUUUCAUUCUUCUUUUACUCUUCUUAUCGUCUUUGAACCCCAUCCUUUCUCUCUAUGAAGAUCAAGUAGGCCUCGUGGAUUGGCAUCAGCAAUAUAUCGGAAAAGUUAAGCACGCAGUGUUCCACACUCAAAAGACUGGGCGAAAGCGAGUGGUGGUAUCCACCGAGGAGAACGUAGUGGCUUCACUUGAUCUUCGCCAUGGCGAGAUUUUUUGGAGACAUGUUCUUGGGACCAAGGAUGCUAUCGAUGGAAUUGAUAUUGCCCUUGGAAAAUAUGUCAUAACUCUUUCAUCAGGAGGAAGUAUUUUAAGAGCAUGGAACCUUCCUGAUGGGCAGAUGGUUUGGGAAUCUUCACUUCAGGGUCCAAAGGACUCAAAGACGCUCCUAUUGGUAGAGAAAAGUUCCAAAGUUGAUAAGGAUAACAUGGUCAUUGUUCUUGGUAGAGGCUGUCUUCAUGGUGUUUCAAGUGUAGAUGGUGAGAUUCUUUGGAAGAAGGAAUUUGACACUCAAAGCCUGAAGAUCCAGCAGGUUAUUCAGCCUCCUGGAAGUGAUUUUAUUUAUGUGGUAGGAUUUUCCAGUUCCUCCCUGUUCGAGGUGUAUCAAAUAAAUGCUAAAAAUGGAGAGGAGCUACAGCAUGAAACUGCAGCCUUUACUGGUGAUUUUUCUCAGGAACUUUCAUUAGUUUCAAGUGAGACGCUAGUGGCUCUUGAUGCUGCCAGGUCAAGUUUGGUAACAAUAAGCCUCCAAAGUGGAAAAAUCAGUUUUCAACAAGCAUACAUUUCACAUCUUGUUGAGGGGUCUUCUGGGCCAGCAGUGAUGUUACCUUCACCAGUCACAGGAAUAUUUGCUGUUAAAAUCAAUGCAGUAACAGUAUUUAUUAAAGUUACAGGUGAAGGCAAGUUGGAGGUAGUGGACAAAACUGAACACACAACCAUUAUUAGUGAUGCUCUCCCAUUCACAGAGGGCCAACAGGCAUUUGCACUGGUUCAACAUGAAGGCAAUAAGAUUCAUCUCAUAAUGAAGCUUGCUGAUAAUUGGGGUAGUGAUUUGCUUAAAGAAACAAUUGAAAUGGACCAGCAAAGGGGGCUUGUUCAUAAGGUUUUUGUAAACAAUUAUAUCCGAACAGAUAGGUCUCAUGGGUUUAGAGUGUUGGUUGUAAUGGAAGAUCAUUCAUUAUUAUUAUUACAACAAGGUGCAGUUGUCUGGAGUAGAGAAGAAAGCCUGGCCUCAAUAGUUGAUAUUACUACUUCAGAACUCCCUCUGGAAAAGCAAGGUGUAUCGGUUGCCAAAGUGGAGCAUAACCUAUUUGAGUGGCUUAAGGGACAUUGGCUGAAGCUGAAGGGAACACUAAUGCUUGCAAGUCCUGAGGAUGUAGCAGCCAUUCAAAAAAUUAGGUUGAAAAGUUCUGAGAAGAGCAAAAUGACCCGGGACCACAAUGGCUUCCGGAAGCUGCUCAUUGUGUUAACAAGAGCAGGGAAGCUUUUUGCCCUACACACUGGAGAUGGGCGGAUUGUCUGGUCUCUCUUACUACCCUUGCUACGUUACUCAGAAAAUUGUCAGCAUCCAAUGGGAGUAAAUUUGUAUCAGUGGCAGGUGCCUCAUCAUCAUGCUAUGGAUGAAAAUCCAUCCGUUCUUGUAGUUGGCAAGUGUGGUCAAAGUUCAGAUGCCUUAGGUGUACUUUCUUUUGUUGAUACGUACACUGGGAAGGUGCUUAGAUCUUUUGGUCUUGAUCAUUCUGUUGCCCAAGUUGUUCCACUGCCAUCUACAGAUUCAACUGAACAGCGACUCCAUUUAAUAAUUGAUGCUGACAAGCAUGCACAUUUAUACCCAAAAACUCCAGAGGCUGUUGGUAUAUUCCAAAGUGAGUUAUCAAACAUUUAUGGGUACUCAAUUGAGGCUGAUAAUGGCAUUAUCAAGGGGCAUGCUUUAAAAAGCAAAUGUGUUGGCAAAGAGGCUGAUGAAUACUGCUUUGGCACGCGGGAGUUAUGGUCAGUUGUUUUCCCCUCAGAAUCAGAAAAGAUCAUUGCAACUGUGACAAGAAGACCAAAUGAGGUUGUUCAUACUCAAGCAAAGGUUAUAGUAGACCAGGAUGUGAUGUAUAAAUAUAUAUCAAGGAACCUACUCUUUGUGGCAACCGUUGCACCAAAAGCUAGUGGUGAAAUUGGAUCUGCUACCCCAGAGGAGUCAUGGUUGAUUGUAUAUCUUAUUGACACUGUAACUGGUCGCAUAUUGCACCGAAUGAGUCAUCAUGGUUCACAGGGUCCUGUGCAUGCUGUUUUUAGUGAGAACUGGGUUGUCUACCACUACUUCAAUCUUAGAGCACACAGAUAUGAGAUGUCAGUCAUUGAAAUUUAUGACCAGUCUCGAGCUGAAAACAAAGACGUUUGGAAGCUUGUUCUUGGAAAACAUAAUCUUACUUCACCCAUCUCUUCAUAUUCUCGACCAGAAGUUGUAACAAAAUCACAGUCGUAUUUCUUUACCCAUUCUGUGAAAGCAAUGGCUGUGACGUUGACAGCCAAGGGUAUUACUUCGAAGCAGCUUCUCAUUGGUACAAUUGGUGAUCAGGUUUUGGCACUUGAUAAGCGUUUUCUGGAUCCUCGUCGAACAGUCAACCCUACGCAAGCAGAGAAAGAAGAGGGAAUUAUACCGCUUACAGAUUCACUGCCAAUCAUUCCUCAGUCCUACGUUACACACGCUCUUAAAGUGGAAGGUCUUCGGGGAAUCAUAACAGUGCCAGCUAAGCUUGAAUCAACAACCCUUGUCUUUGCACAUGGAGUGGACCUCUUCUUUACUCAGCUUGCGCCUUCAAGGACAUACGAUUCACUCACCGAGGACUUCAGCUAUGCCCUGCUUCUCCUCACCAUUAUUGCGCUUGUAGCAGCAAUCUUCGUAACAUGGGUACUGUCGGAGAGGAAAGAUCUACAAGAGAAAUGGAGAUGAGUAAUUCUAUCUUCAUUUACCAUUGUGUACUAACAAAUUUGUUAACGUUUUAACUCUUUACGAUUUGAAUUAGAUCAAGGAGAUGAACUCUUCAUCACCUGUAAUUGUUAUAAGCCUUUGUAGCAUACCUUCCUUUUAUUGGCACUUUUGUUUCCAACUUUUUUGACAUUAGAAUAUCUACAUUUACAUUUCCCUGUUGUAAUUCAAAUGAAUAACUUCACGUGGC